Molecule: messenger RNA, 571 nt
Organism: Entelurus aequoreus (snake pipefish)
Lineage: Eukaryota; Metazoa; Chordata; Actinopteri; Syngnathiformes; Syngnathidae
Gene: tmem256
Product: transmembrane protein 256
Exons: 4
Coding region: 74-415 (113 amino acids)
Source: RefSeq, a predicted model, not a curated record
AACAAUAUUUUAAAAUUACCGGAGCACAUGAAGGCAACACCGUCGCUCGUCUUCCGGUUGUGUAGAGGCAAACAUGACCGCCGUUGUUGUCCGCCGGCUAGCUGCUCUCUCCGGGGCUUCGGCGGUGGCACUUGGGGCCUACGGGGCGCACGGUUUUAAGAACAGCGACCCAGAUGAUUACCAGAGAGUGUUAUUUGAGACGGCCAACAAGUAUCACUUCUACCAUAGCUUGGCCCUGCUGGGUGCUGCGCAGUCGAGUAAACCCGCUGUGGCCAGCACCCUCCUAAUCGCCGGCAUGGGGAUGUUCUGCGGCUCGCUCUACCACCAGGCCAUGACUGGGGACCCGGGCCUUCGCAAGAUGGCCCCCAUGGGGGGCAUGGCGAUGAUCGCUGGCUGGCUGGCGCUCAUCCUCUAAUUGGCUGGGCCUCAGCGUGUUGGCCUGAGAUAACAGAACAACAUCACUAUCUGAGCCGAGCCAUCUGACAACGGAGAAACAAGUUUGUUACGAUGAAUGUACAGAUAUUCUUUAUAUCACCUUGUUUUGAUGAAAAUUAAAUAUUGAAAUUCAUAA